This is a messenger RNA of Sclerotinia sclerotiorum 1980 UF-70, 141 nucleotides long. RefSeq lists its product with no specific name. The record is from RefSeq and is a predicted model, not a curated record. NCBI's taxonomy places the organism in Eukaryota, Fungi, Ascomycota, Leotiomycetes, Helotiales, Sclerotiniaceae. The coding region runs from base 1 to 141 and encodes 46 amino acids. The transcript has a single exon.
AUGACAGAAUGGAUGAUGUUACCUAUUCGUGUCGUAUGGUUUGCACCGUUUUUACAAUUUAUUGGUGGUGGUGAAAAAACCGCCUCCGCAAUAUUUUAUGCUAUUAUCUCAGAUGUCACUACGCAAAGCGAAAGGUAUUGA